Coccomyxa subellipsoidea C-169 is the source of this 534-nucleotide messenger RNA. RefSeq lists its product as hypothetical. The record is from RefSeq and is a predicted model, not a curated record. The transcript is spliced from 3 exons. Bases 1 to 534 code for a protein of 177 amino acids. Lineage: Eukaryota; Viridiplantae; Chlorophyta; Trebouxiophyceae; Coccomyxaceae.
AUGCGUGAAUUUGCACAAAGGGCUGUUGAUCUCACCCCUUUCAGUGUGCACGGUGCCAUUGGUGUCCUGCGCGACGCCCGCUACUCCGAUUGUCCAGCUGAGGUCCCUGUGAGCGGCAACAGGAAACGGCCAUUGCUAGAGGAUGCCAGCAAGGUGUAUCUCCCGGGCGCAGCGGCGGCGGCCGCCGUUAUAAUUUGCCGGAAGCGGCAGCGGUCAGGGCAGGGCAGGGCGGCCUGGUACAAGGGGCCGGGCUUGAAGGGGGCCGCCUUCGAGGCCAUGCUCUGCAACCCGUGCGAUCUCCGCGCGGCGCUGGCAACCUUCGGGCAGCACCCAGAGGCUCACCAGGUAAAAGACCAAUACAGGUUUCUACACGACUGCCUCAAGAAAUGGAGGGCAGACAACCAUGCGAUGAACCACAGGCCGCGUCCUGGGUGCAAGCGCAAGGUCAGCGAUGAGGAUGCCCGCCGCAUGGCAGCGAUUUUCGCCGCUGGCUUCAUACCCAUCACCUCUGCGACAGGGGCGCCGAGAGCCUGA